Messenger RNA from Elgaria multicarinata webbii, 2721 nucleotides. It is a transcript of the gene LRRC59, whose product is annotated as leucine rich repeat containing 59. Gene Ontology annotation, molecular function: protein binding. Gene Ontology annotation, biological process: signal transduction. NCBI's taxonomy places the organism in Eukaryota, Metazoa, Chordata, Lepidosauria, Squamata, Anguidae. The record is from RefSeq and is a predicted model, not a curated record. The transcript is spliced from 8 exons. Bases 144 to 1052 code for a protein of 302 amino acids.
CGGGGGCUCCGCCAAGAGGCUGGUGCGGAAGUGGCUGGCACUGGCAGGCGAGGCAGCGUCAGCGGUAGCGCUGCUCCAGAGGCGGGGGCGAGGAACACAAGAAUAUUUGCCAGGCUGCUUUGGAGAUUGUUUUAUUGAAGAUUAUGGCAAAAUCUGGAGGAAAAGGAGUAAAUCUAAAGGACAAACUGGAGGGCAAUGAGUUGGACUUGAGCUUGUGUGACCUGAAUGAGGUGCCAGUUAAAGAGCUGGCAGGACUUUCAAAGGCAACUGUUUUGGAUUUGUCCUGUAACAAUCUUACUACUUUAUCAUCAGACUUCUGCAGUUUGACUCAUCUAGUGAAAUUAGACCUAAGUAAAAAUCAGCUUCAGCAAUUACCUUCGGACUUUGGUCGCUUGAUCAACUUGCAACAUCUGGACCUGCUGAACAAUCGAUUGGUUAGCUUACCAGUCAGUUUUGCACAACUCAAGAACCUGAAGUGGCUGGAUCUGAAGGACAACCCCCUCGACCCUACACUGGCUAAAGUAGCUGGAGAUUGCUUGGACGAAAAGCAGUGUAAACAGGCUGCCACUAGGGUACUUCAAUAUAUGAGGGCCCUCCAGUCUGAGUUGGAUCGUGAGAAGCAACGAAAGCUACAGGCAGAGCGAGAGCUGGAGAAGAAGCGUGAAGCAGAGCGUCAAGCAAGAGAAGCCCAAGAGAGGGAACUGCGGAAGCGGGAGAAGGCUGAAGAGAAAGAACGCCGGAGACGGGAGUAUGAUGCCCUGAGAGUUGCAAAGCAGGGAAUGACAGCGCAGUCGAGGAAAGAAACGGGCGAGAAUCCGAAGCUCUCCGCUUCCCGUCCAUCCCAACACAAGCGCUCCUGGUCUAGAGUCCUAUUGAAGAUGCUGCUGCUCCUUCUGCUAGGUGCCCUGAGUACUUUAGCUGUUUGCAAGGUUACAGAGCUGCAGCACCAGCCCGUGUGCACCAGUGUGAACAUGCUCUAUGAAGAUGCAUUAACCCUUUUGCAAAGCCGUGAAAUCCUUCAGAAUAUACUGCAGCCAAACUCUCAGCAGUAACAACGUCUCAGCCCUCAAGGACUCUUCCUUGUAUCUCCUGCUGUUUUUGCGUCAGCGCAGCCAGAAUUCCUAUGGAAUUGAGCUCUGGAGAAAAUUGCUUUCAGUCAUUCAGCACUGGGGUUUGGUGGCUUACUUCAAACAGAGCAAAAUUACUGCCCAAAUCACAUUUGCCUCCCUCAUCUGCAGUUCCUGUGCCAGUCAGGAACUUGUUGCCAUUUCUUUCUUCCAUAGUGAAACCUUUUCCAGGCUGCAAAAUGCAGGCUAGUGGUCUGUAAAGGAUUAAGGAUAGCUCAUACCCUUAACAGCAGCCUUGCCAUGAAAGGUGAAGUUUUUGUGUAUGUAGUCUUUGCAUGAUACUGCUAUAGCAACUACAUGCUUAUUCUGGGAGCAAGCGCUAUAGUAAGACAGCUAAAUUAUCCAUACAACGGAGAGUGAAGUUGAUUAUGUAGUGGCUAACGUUACAUAUAUGUAUUUUCUCAGCAGCUGGAUGUUUGAUUUGUAGGUGAAAAUGUGUUUUAGAUACUUAUACCUACUAAUCUAAACCACAUUUGGGAAAAUGCAUAUAAAUAUAUACAUGCACAUCUGCUAAAAACUGAUCCUUUGCAAUACUUGCUUUCUUGGAUGUUUGUUGUAUAACAACCAAGGGAUGUAUUGGCAAUAUCUUGUGAGUUCUGCAUCCAAACACAAUUGAUUAACUAUGUAAUUUUUAAAACAACAAUGAACUUUUUGAAUUGCUUAAAAACAAACUGGAUGCAGUUACGUCCUUCUGCCCAAGUGGUCUUUCUAGAUGUAUUGCAACUUGACCUUGCAAAUUCCUGAAUGUGACAUUAUUCCUCAGUGUUCGCUAUUUGAGAAAGUUAUCUACUCAACUUUGCUUUUCUGUGUUUGCUUAUUUCACCAAUUUGAGACUUAAGUAACAAGUUUGCCUUUUAUUCUGCCCUUGUGCAAAGACUCUGUCAUGACACACAACUUUUACCUACUACUUUUAUCCUGAGACGGCCCUUUGGCCGCUAAGCAGGCUUGCUAGGGUGAAAUACCAUUAAAUAUAUGAAUUUGUGUAGAGACUCUAGAAAGUACCUAAGCCCACCUUUCCUAACCUGCUGCUAUCCAACUGUGUUGGACUGCACUUCCCAUAACUCUCAGUCAGUAGAGCCAAGGAAUUGACCUAGGAGGAUGAGAAGUGUACACCUGAAAUUGAAAUAAGUGAUACUUGUAUCACUGAGUGAUGAAUACCUAUCUCUACUGAACUUAAAUUCUUCAGAAAAAGCCCCCAAAUGUAUCUGUAGCACCAUCAAGGUGCAUGCUGCUUUACAGAGUACAAAACCCUGCCUUGAGGAGCUUACAAUCUAAACUACAACCCAGGCACAACAAUGGGGGAAGGUGGAGGCAGAGAUAAAUGGGGUUAAUGUGUGAUUCUUUCAUUUACGUGUAUUUGGGCUUAGUUAUGGUAGGAGAUGGGAAGUAGGGAAUUGUGCCAAAUGCAUCAUGGAAAAGGUGGUCUUGAGUAGGAGAAAUGGCAUUUUGCAGGUGUUCUUUGAGGCAGUUCUAAGCAUACCUGGCAGCAUCUCAAGGGAGGAGGAGACCUUUAGAUAGCUGGAGGUAGUGGAAUUAUAACUCAAAAUUUCUUUCCUGUAGUAAAUGCUGUUUAUUAAAUGCUCCAAGUGUAUAA